AUCUUGGGCUGCGAGCCGGCUCGGUAGGCUCCACUCUAGGGGCGGAGUGGCUGCUCCUCUGUUACUCGCAGUAGACGUCUCCGCCGGGGACUGGGAAGUCAGAGCACGGAGGGUACCACAUUAAUGGAUGCCAUGGCUAGUCCAGGGAAAGAUAACUAUAGAAUGAAAAGUUAUAAGAAUAAAGCCCUAAAUCCUCAAGAGAUGCGUAGACGAAGAGAAGAGGAAGGAAUACAGCUUCGAAAACAAAAAAGGGAAGAACAGUUGUUCAAACGCAGAAACGUCUCUUUGCCCAGAAAUGAUGAAUCUAUGCUGGAAAGUCCUAUCCAGGAUCCGGAUAUCAGUUCCACUGUACCCAUUCCAGAGGAAGAAGUUAUUACUACAGAUAUGGUUCAGAUGAUUUUUUCUAAUAAUGCUGAUCAACAGCUAACAGCAACACAGAAAUUUAGAAAACUGCUUUCUAAAGAACCUAAUCCACCGAUAGACCAAGUUAUACAGAAACCAGGAGUCGUACAGAGAUUUGUGAAAUUUCUUGAAAGAAAUGAAAAUUGUACUUUACAAUUUGAAGCUGCAUGGGCAUUAACUAAUAUAGCAUCUGGAACUUUUCUGCAUACCAAGGUAGUGAUUGAAACUGGAGCUGUUCCAAUUUUUAUCAAACUUCUUAAUUCAGAGCAUGAAGAUGUUCAAGAACAGGCUGUUUGGGCACUUGGUAAUAUUGCUGGUGACAAUGCAGAAUGCAGAGAUUUUGUUUUGAAUUGUGAAAUACUUCCACCUCUUUUAGAGUUAUUAACAAAUUCAAACAGACUCACAACAACCAGAAAUGCUGUAUGGGCCCUCUCAAAUUUAUGUAGAGGCAAAAACCCUCCUCCAAACUUUAGUAAGGUUUCACCUUGCUUAAAUGUCCUAUCACGAUUGUUGUUUAGCAGUGACCCAGAUGUGUUAGCAGAUGUGUGUUGGGCCCUUUCUUAUCUCUCCGAUGGACCUAAUGAUAAAAUUCAAGCAGUCAUUGAUUCUGGAGUCUGUCGAAGAUUGGUGGAACUUUUGAUGCACAAUGAUUAUAAAGUUGUGUCACCUGCAUUAAGAGCAGUUGGUAAUAUUGUGACUGGUGAUGAUAUUCAAACACAGGUCAUUUUGAAUUGUUCUGCGUUACCCUGUCUCUUACACUUAUUGAGUAGCCCAAAGGAGUCAAUUAGAAAAGAAGCCUGCUGGACCGUUUCUAACAUCACUGCUGGAAACAGAGCUCAGAUUCAGGCUGUUAUAGAUGCAAAUAUUUUUCCUGUUUUGAUUGAGAUUCUUCAGAAAGCGGAGUUUCGCACCAGAAAAGAAGCGGCUUGGGCUAUAACCAAUGCAACAUCAGGAGGCACUCCAGAGCAAAUAAGGUAUUUGGUAGCCUUAGGCUGCAUUAAACCACUUUGUGAUCUUUUGACUGUUAUGGACUCCAAAAUAGUCCAAGUAGCUUUAAAUGGACUUGAAAAUAUUUUACGUCUUGGAGAACAAGAAUCUAAGCAGAAUGGAAUAGGCAUUAAUUCAUACUGUGCUCUCAUUGAAGAAGCGUAUGGUCUGGAUAAAAUUGAGUUUCUGCAAAGCCAUGAAAAUCAGGAAAUUUACCAGAAGGCUUUUGAUCUGAUUGAACAUUACUUUGGUGUAGAAGAAGAUGACCCCAGCAUUGUACCUCAGGUGGAUGAAAACCAACAACAGUUUGUAUUUCAGCAGCAGGAAGCACCAAUGGAAGGGUUUCAGCUUUAACUUGGUGGAAGUAAAAAAUUAAUGGCUAAAAAGGGUAGCUUUACAUAUUUCCUUUUUGUUGCCAGUGUCAAUGUUUGAUGUUUUUUGCAUAGAAUAGAAAAGAAAGAAUUUGAUGCACUUUUUAAAAGCAAAACAAAAACAAAUAUUUCCAUUCAGGUGCAAUCUUUCAUUGUAGUUUGUUCACUUGUUUGUUUGUUUGUUUGUUUGUUUGUUUUGAUGUGCCUGUAUUUAUGUCUUUUGUUAUUUGGAUUUUUGUAUCUGUUUAUGAACAAUUAUGCAAUUAUUUAAUAACUUAAGCUUGAAAUGAAGAACUUUGGUAAAGUAUUACAUAAUGAUUCUGAAUUUUUUCAAGCAUUCUUGGGAACUGCACAUUAGCAGUACAGCUAUUGAUAAUUGUACUUUGGCAGUAAAUCAGACAUGCCCAAUCUCUACUAAAUCUACCUCUACUUUGAAGCAAAAAUAAAAACAAAAAAGCUUCAGAAGCAUGAAAUAAGUGGAAAAGCUACAUUAGAAUGUGAAAAUAUUUAUUACCUUAAAUUAUAAAUCACUGUGCUGUAGGUUAUACUUUGUAAAAAAAAAAAAAAAAAUUGCAACAGAAAACCCGUAAAAUUAUUUAUAAAACAUAGAAGAGCUGUUGUACUGAUAAUCAGUUAAAAUGUGACAAUUGUGAAGAGAGAAGCUGUUCUUCAUGUUGAACACAUUAAAAAGAUUAUUUUACAAAACAUUUAAAUAUU
This is a messenger RNA of Galeopterus variegatus (Sunda flying lemur), 2477 nucleotides long. It is a transcript of the gene KPNA5, whose product is annotated as karyopherin alpha 5 (importin alpha 6). The record is from RefSeq and is a predicted model, not a curated record. The transcript is spliced from 14 exons. Gene Ontology annotation, biological process: NLS-bearing protein import into nucleus. Gene Ontology annotation, cellular component: cytoplasm; nucleoplasm; nucleus. NCBI's taxonomy places the organism in Eukaryota, Metazoa, Chordata, Mammalia, Dermoptera, Cynocephalidae. Bases 124 to 1743 code for a protein of 539 amino acids. Gene Ontology annotation, molecular function: protein binding; nuclear import signal receptor activity.